This is a messenger RNA of Mercenaria mercenaria, 1940 nucleotides long. Its product is annotated as anhydro-N-acetylmuramic acid kinase-like. Gene Ontology annotation, biological process: amino sugar metabolic process; peptidoglycan turnover. Bases 618 to 1760 code for a protein of 380 amino acids. The record is from RefSeq and is a predicted model, not a curated record. The transcript has 2 exons. Lineage: Eukaryota; Metazoa; Mollusca; Bivalvia; Venerida; Veneridae. Gene Ontology annotation, molecular function: phosphotransferase activity, alcohol group as acceptor; ATP binding.
UUGUAAGCGGGGCCACUAUUACCGUACAAUUACAAUAUUUAAAACGAUUACGGUACGUGCACGGUUAGGGUAAUCGACUGGAUCGUUGAUAAAGUUGUAAACUAUACUAUAAACCUUUUGGAGGGAACUUGAUAUUGAUUUGUAUUGUGAUUGAUUUUUAACCAUCUGUUCCCUACACAGAGAACAACCAAACGUACUGCAGGAUAGCGUUUUCCACAUAACGGAAAUUGAUUUAUGCCAGGUAUCACAGUGUAUACAUAUUAAUAUUGCGAGUUACAGGAAAUAAAUUUUAACUGUUGUAAAUAGGUUGUAAAUAGGUUGCUUGUACAAGGUCAUGCAUGCCUAAAGGACGUGGCGAAUAGUGUGAAAUUAGAUUGAAAGAAAAUUGUCAAGUGGCACGUACACGACGUUGAGCAAACAUACUGUUUUAUUAAAAGUGAAAGAAAACAUUUUUGUACAAGAGGCUAAGUUACAUUCAUCAUAUUGAUUGAGCGAUUGACUGAUUAAUUGAUUUAAUAUCUACGCGCCAAAUUUAGUUUAUUCUCUGCGAAAGAAUACGGUGUUCUGCAGCCACUCUCGGUGUUAAUGAAUUAUUUUAGGUGACAGUUAAUCGCAGUAUGGCGACAUUUGUCGGGAUAGGUUGUAUGUCUGGAUCAUCCCUAGAUGGUUUGGAUAUUUGCUGCGUUGAGUUCACGGGUGACGUCUGCUCCGAUUUGUGGGGCUAUCGUAUACUGACUGCCGAGACUGUACCAUAUACCACAGAGUGGACUGACAGGCUUAGAGAUGCUGCAAAAUUUUCAGGCGCUGAUCUUAUUAAACUACACGUGGACUACGGGCAGUUUGUUGGGCGAACUGUUUCAGAAUUUAUAGAAAAGAACAAUUUGGCGAACGUUCAGUUUGUUUCAUCACACGGACAUUCAGUUUUCCAUCAGCCUACUGACGGAUUUACUUUUCAACUUGGCGAUGGACAGACGACAUCAACGCAUCUUACAGUUCCGUAUGUCUGCGACUUUCGAUCCAAAGAUGUUUGUCUUGGUGGUCAAGGGGCACCACUUGUCCCGUGCGGAGAACGUUUCUUAUUUACAAACAAUGAGAUGUGUGUCAAUUUAGGAGGAAUAGCAAAUAUCGGUAUCAAAGGACACAGCGGUUACGACGUUUCCAUGUGCAAUAUCGUGCUUAACCGUCUCGCUUCGCAGAUAAAUGGCAAAUUCCUUUUUGACAAAGACGGUCAGCUAGCACGGAGUGGAAGAAUUGUCAGUGAGGUACUUGAAAAACUGAAUGACUUGUCCUAUUUCAGACAGCCGCCUCCAAAAUCUCUGUGGAAAGAUUACAUUGAAAAAGAAAUAUAUCCGCUUUUAAAUAGGGAGCAAUACAAAAUAGAAGAUUUGUUGCGAACAUGCACAGAACACGUGGCAUUAAAGAUUGCGGAAGCAUGCAUUGAUGCCAAAGAGCUAAUGCCCGACGCAGUCAAUACCCCAAGCGUUCUUUUUACCGGAGGAGGGGCGCUGAAUAAAUUUCUUAUUGAAUUAAUCAUAGAAAAAUUGAACGGUCAAGCGUUUGAAGUGGAACAAGCAGAUGAGGAUACGAUCAAUUUCAAAGAGGCGCUAAUAUUCGCUUUCCUUGGAUUAAGGUGCUUGCUUGGCGAGGAAAAUGUAUUCCGAGAAAUAACAGGUUCAUCAAGUGACACAAUUUCCGGCAGUAUUCAUAGACCGCUGCCAGUUGGCACUGUCAAACCGAUCAGUCUGUUGAGUGCGAGAUAACUGUGCAGUUUACACGUGAUUGUUUACCUUGACACAAAUAACUUUGCUGUUUACAUUAUCAAUCUUAUCUGCAGUAGGUGAAGCAACAGUUGAUUUACGUCUAAUCCAUUUCUAACAGAAAUAUUUCACUUGAUAGGUUUAAAGAGAAAAUCGUUAGUCAAUAAAGUUGAUUCUCUAUUA